Molecule: messenger RNA, 654 nt
Organism: Recurvomyces mirabilis
Lineage: Eukaryota; Fungi; Ascomycota; Dothideomycetes; Mycosphaerellales; Teratosphaeriaceae
Exons: 2
Coding region: 1-654 (217 amino acids)
Cellular component (GO): cytosol
Molecular function (GO): protein-disulfide reductase activity
Source: RefSeq, a predicted model, not a curated record
AUGUCAAAAGUAACCCCCAUAACCUCCCCCGCCCACUUCCACACCCUCACCUCCUCCUCAACCUACACCAUCGUCGACUUCCACGCCACCUGGUGCGGCCCCUGCAAAGUCAUCGCCCCGAUCUUCGAACAACUAGCAACCGCGGAAACCAAACCGGGCAAAAUCGUCUUCUGCAAGGUGGAUGUGGAUGAGCAGCGUGAGGUCGCGGGUCGGUAUGGCGUUAGUGCUAUGCCUACUUUCUUGAUCCUCAAGGGCGGGAGUGUCAAGGAAACGGUUAGGGGGGCGAAUGCGACCCAACUCCGCACCGCCGUCCUCUCCGCCGCAGCCGACGCCGCCAAAGUCCCUGCUAAAUCCUCGGCGGGGACUUUCUCCGGUAAGGGACAAUCCCUCGGCGCCACCACGACCCCAGACGGUACAACAAAUGGCAGCAGAUACGUGCCCGCUCCUUCCUUACCCAACUUCGGCGCUAUGCUAAGUUCUCCCGCCACUUUUGCGCAAGGUUCGGGGUUCCCGCAGACAGCGGUGAGGUUUUUGGGACUUUACUUUACGAGUUUGUUUAGUCUGGAUCCUGAGGCGGCGGCGAGGGAGAGUCCUUUUGCGCUGCAGAGGGGUGGUGGAGGUGGGAGUGGGAGUAGGGUUGGUAGCGUACGGUAG